ACUUGUGCCGGAAGUCGGCCCGGCGUGGGGGCUGCGCUCGCGGCCAGGAGGCAUGGCACUCUGGCGGGCGUACCAGCGGGCGCUGACCGCUCACCCUUGGAAAACGCAGGUGCUGACGGCCGGGUCCCUCAUGGGCCUGGGGGACGCCGUCUCGCAGCAGCUGGUGGAGAGACGAGGCCUGCGCGAGCACCAGGCCACUCGGACCCUCACCAUGUUCUCCCUAGGCUGCGGCUUCGUGGGCCCCGUGAUCGGAGGCUGGUACCGGGUCCUGGACCGGCUCGUCCCCGGCACCACCAAGGUGGAUGCGCUCAAGAAGAUGUUGCUGGAUCAGGGGGCCUUCGCCCCUUGCUUCCUGGGCUGUUUCCUCCCCCUGGUGGGGGCGCUCAACGGGCUGUCAGCCCAGGCCAACUGGGCCAAGAUGCAGCGGGAUUACCCUGAUGCCCUCAUCACCAACUACUAUCUGUGGCCUGCCGUGCAGUUAGCCAACUUCUACCUGGUGCCACUCCAGUACAGGUUGGCCGUUGUGCAGUGCGUGGCUGUGGUCUGGAACUCCUACCUCUCCUGGAAGGCGCAUCAGCUCUAGGCCGCUGGACUCCCUCGUCCCCCACAGCAGGGGGGCGGCCCGACCCCUUCCGGCAGCCGUUUCCCCGGACUUUGCUUGCGUGUUAGCAGGAGGAUACAGCCCGGGAAGGUGCCCGACUCCCGCAGAACUCUAGAAGCUUUAUUUUUGCUUUGGGGUUUUUGUUUGUUUGUCUGGGCCACACCCGGCUCUGCUCAGGGGUUACUCCUGGCUCUGCACUCAGGAAUCCCCAGGAACCCCCUAGUGGGGUUCGGGAGGCCAUAGGGGAUGCUGGGGUUUGAGUUGGGGCGGCUGUAGCGGCUGUAGAAUGGCCUUCCCCCUGCCCCGGGCCUGUGGCUCUUCAGUGAACAGUGUGUCAGCGGCCCUUUACAUUCAUACGUCCACAAAUGGCAGCAGCCCUACCCCGUCAGCCCCUGGCCCGGGGGUGGCUCCAGCUCCCCUUUGAGCCUCCAUACCUGUGAGUAAAGACAUGGUCAGCCCCACAGAGGUCGGGCAUCAGAGCCGGCAGAUAACAGCCGGGGCACUGUAGCUUCUACAGAGAAGCCUAGAGACCGCCCAGCCCAGCUUUGCAGAGACGAGGACAGGAGGUGACCUGCCGCAUCCAAAACCAGCGCUUGGUGGACACAUACAGACAGCGCCCCCACCCCACGCCCCCAUUCAUGUGCAAAGACCAGGGUGGUGGGAUGGGGCCUUGCGGGGAGAGGGAGACCCCUCAUGUGCAAGAGGAAUCAGUGCCUUAUGAGAGCCCCGGGUGGGUUGGGGGAGGGUGCCAUCUCUGACCCAGAAAGUGGGGCCCCCCCUCCAGGCCACCCCCUGGGCCCUGACUUUGAACUUGCAGCCUCCCACUGUGAGCAAUAAACACGUAUAAGGCUGGG
Sorex araneus (European shrew) is the source of this 1455-nucleotide messenger RNA. It is a transcript of the gene MPV17, whose product is annotated as mitochondrial inner membrane protein MPV17. Gene Ontology annotation, molecular function: hormone activity. The record is from RefSeq and is a predicted model, not a curated record. Gene Ontology annotation, biological process: negative regulation of feeding behavior. The transcript has 8 exons. Bases 53 to 583 code for a protein of 176 amino acids. Lineage: Eukaryota; Metazoa; Chordata; Mammalia; Eulipotyphla; Soricidae. Gene Ontology annotation, cellular component: extracellular region; membrane; cytoplasm.